Rotaria socialis is the source of this 1731-nucleotide messenger RNA. The record is from the annotation of a GenBank genome assembly. Lineage: Eukaryota; Metazoa; Rotifera; Eurotatoria; Philodinida; Philodinidae.
CCCUAGUCCAAAAUCCUGGCUUCGCCACUGAUUUAAAUAUGCCCCAAUCUUCUCGAUUUUUUGCCAAUUUCAUGUGUUUAGACGUUUUCUUGAAAAAAUUUCGUUUGUUUGGGCAAUGGGGUACCAAGCAUGACGAGCUUUCUACGCCAUUUUAAAUAUUACAUUGAUUGUAUCGAAUCAUUUGAUUACAAAACACAACACUAUUAUAAGUUUUCGAACCAUGUACGAAACCUUUUUUCAGUAGACGCAAAACUUAGAAAUCUAACUAAGUAAAUGAAAACAAUAAUCCAAUAAGUAUAGAGCUUUUAUAUUUGAAAUGAAUGAUCAAUACAAUUCCUAAAAUCACCAGACAAAAACCAUUCUGCUCCAUACUAAAGUGAAGUAGAGACAAUAUCGUGGUUGACAGUAAAUGAAGAGAUUUCUGUUGAAUCAAAUAAUCUUUUAAAAUAUUUGAUUCGAUUCGCUUUUACAGAAUUUUCAUUGAAGUUUGAUUAGAUUAAAAUUCCUUUUCAUUCAACACAAAUCUGAACAUGAACCUGUGGAAAUUUAUAACUAACACCCUCAAGAUACUACUUUCGAAACUAUCUAGUGGCAUAAAUGCUUUGAGUUGAUCAAUUGUGGUUUCAGCGAUACCAUUAAUUGUAUACUAUGAAAUAUAGGUGUUUCAAGGAUGAUCAAUAAGAUUAAUAUUGAAUUAGUAAUACCACCAUUUAAGAAGUGCACUUUUCAAGACUAAUGAAAAUUUCCUAAUAUUUUCAUUCAAUUUAUUCAGGCUUGAAAAUUGAUUUUCCUAUCGAAUGGGCCCUAUCAUCAGAAAAUCAGUCUUUUUCCCACUGAAAAAUAAACUAAGCGACAUGCAUUACCAGGUUAGUCGAAGAAAAACGCUAAUGCUAUAAUUUGGAUUCCAUUUUCAACAAAGCGUAAGAUGUGUCAUGUGUAUACUAUUUGUUCCACUGGAGAUAGCAUGCACGGAUGCAUGAGCCGUGAAGAAUAGAUUCCGUUGCAUAUAGAAAGAAUUUUAUCAUGCAAUAAAAAAAAUGCCAGCAUACUUUUUAAAGCUUCUUUAUUCUUCUAGCUUUUCAUUCCAUCUAGAACUAGAGGUGAUACAUCGAUGAAAACACACCAAAUCAGAAUUCAAUCAGUGAUCUUUUGAGACUAUGAAAAUAAUUGCUUUCGCAUAUGAUAUUGGUCUUACGCUAUUUUUAUACACUAAAUAUAAAGCCUUUUAGAGCAUAAAUAUCAAAAAAGAAAUGAAGAUGAUUGGCUCUGUUAAAACAGUCACACUCGUUAUCUUAAAAACACCUGUAUCUACUACAAUGUACUACCAAAUCCUCCACUUUUGAAGCAUCAACCGGCUAUCUAUCUCCAUCUCAUCUCAAGAACAAACUAGCAAAAUAAUAUCUCCAAAAAUCCCGACCCUCACUAACAUAUGAUUAUUAAGAUAUUCGGCACUCCCGAAAUUGAGGAAUCAAACUAAUACGACAUCCGCUAAGUCUAACACGUAUAAUAUAGUCAACCAACAUUCGUCAGAAAAGAGGCCCUUAGCAUUCCAAAAAUUUUCCCUACUCGAUCCUAUCAUCCAACAGAUCACGAAACCUUGAUCACAAUGAUUCUAUAUUCCCCUCAACUAAAAUUACUACACUUUCACAGGUGCCGCCUCCACCACCUUCGUCAACGACAGCAUCACCGCAACAACGGACACCACUUCCUCGACGGCAACAACGGAAAUGA